UCACUUAAGAUUUUGAUGGUGACAGAAUAACCGCAGUCUAGAUUGGUAGAGGACGUAGCAACCCUUUUUCAAGAUUCUUGGGGUGGUUGGAGAAUUGUGAAGACUGAAGACUCCUCCAUCUUUGCUAGCUCAGUUACUGUUUUCAUUUACUUACUCUAGUAGGUAUCAGUUCUGGCUUUUUAGAGUUUUUAUUUAUCUCUUCCAUCUCUUUGGUUUAAAGGGAUGUCAAGGGACCCUUCCUUCCUUCACUAAGUUCACUUUUGAGAGCUCCAACGCACGCUCAGGUGUUUGUAGGGUCUUAAACUGAAUCUGUUGACUCUUUGUUGAAACCUUUCUGGAAAUUAAAGAGUUGGGACGGUAAAAGAAAUGGUUCAGACGCUAGAAGAAAUCAGGGGUGGUGGAGGCUCAAUAAAAGUUGGAACUAUGGGGACAAUUGGUGCCCUUAUGUCAAGGGAGUUAGAAAAUGUGAAACCUGAACUUCAGGUAAAUGCACCAGCUGAUUGUGAUUUGCUUCCUAUUGGCACUUCUAAGCAAAAGACAUUCAAGUCUAGACCCCAGGUGAAUAAAGCAAGCAGCAGCGGUCACACUAACCACGUUAAUCCUGAAAACAUCCGGAAGACCAAGCACUACACUCGGAAGAGUCAAAUUCCGAUGCUCAACUCAGAUAACAUUUCAAUAGAUGGAACACCUAUUAGACAGAAAUCUGACAAAAGGUUAUCUUACAUGGCUGAAGUUGUGGACAUAAAAUGUGGGAGCCAAGAUAGAGCAUGGGCGAGCCCUAUAACCAAUCGCCUAAAGAAGCUCGGUUUCUCAAAGCUAUCUGAGAGCUUUAUCUAAGCCUGCAAACUCUUAAUAUCAGCCUUCAAAUUCCUGUAAGAAAAUCCAGACUUUGAAGUUGGCUGGCUGCUCUCUGCAACGUCUACCAUGUUGCACAUGCUGGGUAUAAGCUUUCUGCCUGCUCUCUCUUCUGUGUUGCCAAAUAUCCACGGUUGAUUUUGUUGAGCUACUUGAAGAUGGCUUUUCUGUCGGUUUACAAGGUUUGUGUAAGCUAUCUUGACAACCUAAUUCUAGCUGGCUGAAAAAUUCGAUUUCUUGUAGUAUGAGGGAUCCAACAGUGCCUCUUGUGCCUAUUUCAACUGGAGUAGUUUUUGCAGUCAUUUUCUUUGGUAUCUGCAGUGCAUUGGUGCUGGAUUUAGAUACCGCCUUCCUAUGCAAUGUAGAAGAUAAAUUUGAGGCCUCUGGUUGAAGAGAGUUGGUGGUCGGGGACUUGUUUUGGUUAGAGUAUGUGGCAUUUUGGUGAGGCUCAACAUCUUGUGAUCUUCACAUGAAUUCCCUACCUUAUAUUCUUUAUCUGAGGUGGAGAUUGCCUUUGUAGAGGGUAUGGGUGGAGAUGCAUAUUCAUUGUAUUCAUGUGCUGAUGGCUUAAUACAUUGAAGAAAGUUUUUAACUCCCCCUA
Messenger RNA from Coffea arabica (coffee), 1456 nucleotides. NCBI's taxonomy places the organism in Eukaryota, Viridiplantae, Streptophyta, Magnoliopsida, Gentianales, Rubiaceae. The record is from RefSeq and is a predicted model, not a curated record.